UGCGAGAAGAAAUAUUCGAGGGAAGAAUUAUACGGUACGAUACGAUGCAAUAAGAUAAAAUAAAAAUCCUUGAAUUUUGCCGCAGAAAUCGCACACGGGAAAGAAAGGAACAAAGAAAGCAGUAUCCCCUUUCGAUCGAGCGUGUGUGCACGGACAGCGCGGCUGCGCAUUUCUAUGCGAGGAUUUAGAGGGGAGAAGAAAAAAGGAGUCAGCUCCCACCGUGUAGCGGGCGGGGGGGAGGGAGAGGAAGGGGAGAGAUCAGGGACAAGAGGUGGGGGGUUUUGCCUUCGGCAAUGGAGAUGGCUCUCCGGGCGCAGAGCCCGCUCUGCUCCCGGAGCCGGCCGGUGCUCGUCGUGCGGCCGGCCAACGCCGCCGCUGCCCUCGCGCAGCCUAUUGUGAAGUGCAGCAGAUUUACAAGAAGCAGGCUUGUUCGAUGCAUGGUAGCAAGUUCAGAUUAUCCUAAGAGGAAUCCAAGGAGAUCAUCAACUCCUAAGCCCAAAGGCACAGCCUCUAGAGGAUAUGCUCCAAGACCUGCUGCGGAAUCCAGCACGAAGAAGAUUGAACAGAGCAGCACUGAUGAAGGUGAUCUUGCCAGAAGCAAUGUGAUGCUCGGUAGUGCAGGAAUAGAGCAGACAGGUACUGCAGAAGAAUCAUCUGAGGUCGACCUCUCAGGAAAUGUUCCCAGCAGCGAGGCACUGGAGGGAGUGAAUGAGACUGAGAAUGAGGAAGAGAUUGACCAAAAGCUGCCACCAGCAUUGUCUUCCACAUCCAUGGAUGCUGAGUCAAUUAGUGAAGCAGCAGAUCAGACAAGUACCGUUGAAGAAGCAUCUGAGGUGGACUUCUCAGGAAAUGUUUCUAGCAGCACGGCACUGGAGGGAGUGAAUGAGGCUGAGGCUGAAGAAAAGGUCGACCAGAAGCAGACUUCAGCAUUGGCUUCCACCUCCAUGGAUGUUGAGUCAAUUGACAGAGAACUUGAGGAGUACCGUGGCAAAAUAAGUGCACUGGUGGCUUCAAACCCUGGGCCAUCAUCUCUUGCUAGCAAUCAAGGACAGGACAAACCAAUUUUUGGUGUUCAUGAGCAAGACAAAUCGGUAAUUAAUUUCCAUGAGCAAGGCAUAUCAAUUGUUGAUGUUUCCAAACAAAGUCAGUUGGCUGUUGGUGUCACUGAAGAAGAUCCAACGAAACAAACCACCAUAAUUGGUGAACAGGAUAUCGCUGAAGAAGCAGUGGAGGAUAUAGACAGCAAAUUUUUUGAGGAUGGGCAGCUUGCUUUAUCAGAAGAUGAUGCUGGGACAAGUAAAUAUGCGCAAGAAGAGCCUUCAGUUGCUGGUGAUCAACUGAGGAUAUCGGAAGAUGGACAUGAUGAACCAGAGAUUCAAGAACUGGUACAGAAGGAUGUUAAUCUUCAAGUGCUAAAGCGAAGGCUUGAAGAGCUUGCUAAUGAAAACUACUCGAUCGGGUAUAAGUGUUUUGUUUUUCCUGAAAUAGUGAAAGCUGAUUCAGUUAUUGAUCUUUACUUAAAUCGUAGCAUCACUGCCUUAGCCAGUGAGUCCACUAUUCUUAUAAAAGGGGCAUUCAAUGGUUGGAGAUGGAACCUUUUUACUGAAAAAAUGCAUAGAAGUGAACUAGCCGGGGAUUGGUGGUGUUGCAAGCUCCACAUACCAAAGCAGGCAUACAGAUUAGACUUUGUGUUCUUUAAUGGUGACACUGUCUAUGAAAAUAACAAUUAUAAUGAUUUUUUCAUAGAAAUAGAAAGUGACAUGGAUGAACACUCAUUUGAGGACUUCUUGGUCCAUGAAAAGCAAAGGGAACUUGAAAGACUUGCUGCAGAAGAAGCUGAAAGGGAAAGACAGGCUGAGGAGGAGCGCCGGAAGGAGGAAGAAAGGGCCAUUAUGGAGGCUUAUAGGGCACAAGCAAAGGCUGAAGUUGAGACGAUGAAGAAUAGAUUGCAGCAUGUGUUGGGUUCAGCCAGCAGACACAUGGAUAAUCUAUGGUAUAUAGAACCUAGCACAUAUAAAGGAGGUGAUAGGGUCAGAUUAUACUACAACCGAAACUUGAGACCACUAAUGCAUAGCAAUGAGAUUUGGCUCCAUGGGGGUUACAACAACUGGACUGAUGCACUUUCUAUUGCUGAAAGACUAGUCAAAUCUCAUGAAAAAGACGGUGAUUGGUGGUAUGCAAAUGUCACUUUACCCAAAAGUGCAUUGGUGUUGGACUGGGUUUUUGCUGAUGGACCACCUGGGAAUGCAAGGAAUUAUGAUAACAAUGGAAAGCGAGAUUUCCAUGCUGUUGUUUCAAAGAGCAUAUCUGAGGACUUUUUUUGGGUGGAAGAAGAACACAGGAUAUUUAAAAGAUUUCAACGAGAAAGAAAAGAAAGGGAGGAUGCGGAUCGGAGAAAGGCUGAAAUAACUGCAAAAAUGAAAGCUGAGAUGAAGGAGAAGACUAUGAGAGAGUUUCUUCUCUCACAGAAACACAUCGUGUAUACUGAGCCACUCGAAGUGCGUGCAGGAACCACCGUGGAUGUCCUAUACAAUCCUUCUAACACAGUUCUGAAUGGAAGCCCCGAAGUUUGGUUCAGAUGUUCCUUUAACCGUUGGACUCAUCCAAGUGGUCCUUUGCCACCGCAAAAGAUGGUGAAUGCAGAAAAUGGUUCUCACUUACAAGCUACCGUCAGGGUUCCUUUGGAUGCAUAUAUGAUGGACUUUGUUUUCUCCGAGUCGGAAGAAGGCGGAACAUAUGACAACCGAAAUGGAAUGGACUAUCAUAUUCCUGUGUCUGAUUCCAUGGCAAAGGAACCACCUAUGCAUAUCGUGCACAUUGCAGUAGAAAUGGCUCCUAUUGCAAAGGUUGGGGGUCUUGGUGAUGUUGUUACUAGUCUUUCACGAGCUAUUCAAGAUUUGGGCCACAAGGUUGAGGUUAUUAUUCCGAAGUAUGACUGUUUAAACUUAAGCAAUGUGAAGGAUUUACACUGUUGUCAAAGUUUUACUUGGAGUGGUACAGAAAUAAAAGUAUGGUUUGGAAAGGUUGAAGACAUCUCUGUUUAUUUCCUGGAACCACAGAAUGGGAUGUUUUGGGUUGGAUGUGUCUAUGGAAGGAAUGAUGAAAGCAGAUUUGGCUUCUUCUGUCAUUCUGCCCUGGAGUUUCUCCUUCAGAGUGGUUCUUCUCCAGAUAUCAUACAUUGUCAUGAUUGGUCAAGUGCUCCAGUUGCUUGGCUGUACAAGCAACAGUAUGUUCAUAAUGGGUUGCCAAAUGGUCGGGUGGUAUUUACCAUCCACAAUCUUGAAUUUGGAGCAAAUCAAAUUGGCAAGGCAAUGGCGCAUUGUGAUAAGGCUACAACCGUUUCGUACACAUAUUCAAGGGAAGUGUCUAGACAUGGUUCUAUUGCUCCUCACUAUUUCAAAUUCCAUGGCAUUCGUAAUGGAAUUGAUUCAGAUAUUUGGGAUCCCUAUAAUGACAACUUUAUCCCGGUCCAUUAUACUUCUGACAAUGUUGUUGAAGGCAAGAGCUCCGCAAAAAAGGCAUUGCAGGAGAAGCUUGGAUUACACCAAACUGAUAGCCCUGUAGUUGGAAUUAUCAGUAGGCUUACAGCCCAGAAGGGAAUUCAUCUCAUCAAACAUGCAAUUUAUCGAACUCUUGAACGGAAUGGGCAGGUGGUUUUGCUAGGCUCAGCUCCAGAUCAUCGCAUACAAAGUGACUUUACCAACUUAGCCCGUAAACUUCAUGGUGAAUUUGAUGGCCGGGUGAAGCUUUGUUUGACUUAUGAUGAGCCACUGUCACAUUUGAUAUAUGCUGGUGCCGACUUUAUUCUCGUUCCUUCCAUUUUCGAACCUUGUGGUUUAACGCAACUUACCGCCAUGCGAUAUGGAUCCAUCCCAAUUGUUCGGAAAACUGGAGGCCUUUAUGACACUGUUUUUGACGUCGAUGAUGAUAAGGAGCGAGCCCGUGAACAAGGCCUAGAGCCGAACGGGUUCAGUUUUGAAGGAGCUGAUAUCAAUGGCGUAGAUUAUGCUCUUGACAGGGCGAUCACCACAUGGUACGAUGCUCGCGAUUGGUUCCACUCCCUCUGCAAGCGGGUCAUGGAGCAAGAUUGGUCCUGGAACCGCCCUGCUCUGGACUACAUGGAACUGUACCAUUCUGCUCGCAAAAACUGAGACUAACUGACAGGAAGAAGAAAAAAUGAAUCUCCAGGGAAUAGGUUUACCAGGUUUCUGUAAAAUGCCAAUGCUUCGCCGUAUGCCAUUUUCGGUGGCCAUUAUUUCAUCAAAUGGGCAAUGAGAGCAAGUAUGGCUUAUACAUCUCCGGCGUCUGCAAGAGGCUAAAGAGCUGUUUACUGUGCCCAGCGAUUUGCGAGCUCACAAUCACGUGGCGCAAAUGUGCAGUUUCACAAGCAUGCACCGAUGCAAAUAUGUUCUGUCUUUACGUGUCUGUAGUUCUUCAGAUGUACAUAUUUUGUAAGCUGACUUUAGAUUCUUAGGGCCGACUCUCUCCAUGUAGUUCCUUUCCUGCACAUCUCUGAAGAAUAAAGUGCGUAUCAAAUGGUUACAUGAUGUAUCUCAAACUCAAAAGGUGUAGUACUUUAAGCAUCAUUAACCAUUUUGUGAAUACCAGUUCUCUAA
Messenger RNA from Brachypodium distachyon (stiff brome), 4616 nucleotides. Its product is annotated as starch synthase 3, chloroplastic/amyloplastic. The record is from RefSeq and is a predicted model, not a curated record. Bases 294 to 4151 code for a protein of 1285 amino acids. Lineage: Eukaryota; Viridiplantae; Streptophyta; Magnoliopsida; Poales; Poaceae. The transcript is spliced from 16 exons. Gene Ontology annotation, molecular function: alpha-1,4-glucan glucosyltransferase (UDP-glucose donor) activity; starch binding.